Messenger RNA from Tinamus guttatus (white-throated tinamou), 386 nucleotides. It is a transcript of the gene PKIB, whose product is annotated as cAMP-dependent protein kinase inhibitor beta. The record is from RefSeq and is a predicted model, not a curated record. Gene Ontology annotation, molecular function: cAMP-dependent protein kinase inhibitor activity. Lineage: Eukaryota; Metazoa; Chordata; Aves; Tinamiformes; Tinamidae. Gene Ontology annotation, biological process: negative regulation of protein kinase activity.
GUUUGCUUUUUAUCUUUGUUCUGUAUGCAGAUGCUGCUAUGAGGAAAGAAGUCAGCAAUGACUGAUGUGGAGCCUGUGGUCACAGAUUUUGCAGCCUCGGGAAGGGCAGGACGCCGGAACGCCCUGCCGGAUAUUCUGGGCUCUCCUGCUGGUGCAGGGACUUCAGACCUGCCGCACAAGCUGGCCGAGCUCUCCGUUUCAGAAGAUGAAGGAGCAGAGGGUGGAGAGGUAUCGCCAUCCAAAGCAUCGCUGGAAAGUCAAGAGUCAGGAGGAAAGAGCAGUGAUUCCUAACACCUAAGGACUUGCUGGAUUAAUGAAACCCAUCAGCAGACUUUCUAGAGUUUCUCCGUAUCACCAGUUCUGAAGUGUGGUAGCAACACAGAAAA